AUGAAACUCGUGGGCAUUAGCUUUGCAGAGUUUCAAGCAUGCCAUUUGCUUCUUUGUAUUGCUCUUGCACUGGGUUUUAACCAAGUCUCCACCACCAAUGAAACGGAUAGAUUUGUGCUUCUCCAAUUCAAGGCUAGCAUAAUCAAAGAUCCUUUUGGUGUGCUCAACUCAUGGAAUAAUAGCAUUGGGCUUUGCCAGUGGUGUUAUCCCCUCAAAUUUUGUGAAUCUUCAAAACUUGAGGAUUCUACAGAUUCCCAGUCGCUUGAUCUACUUGACCUGUCUAAUAACAAUCUCAGUGGUGUCAUACCCCCACAGCUUAUCCGUCACUUGUCGUUAGCCAUCAUUCUGGACUUGUCUCAAAAUCAUCUGACUGGAGUUUUACCCACAGAAGUUGGCAACUUGGGAAAUUUGACUGUGUUGGACAUCUCUGACAAUUUGUUGGUAGGUGAAAUCCCAAGUAGUUUAGGCGAUUGCAUUGCAUUGACAUCAUUGAGGAUGGGAGGCAACUUCUUCCAUGGGUCGAUUCCACAAUCAAUUAGAUUAUUAGGAGGCAUUGAAGAACUAGAUCUUUCAUGCAACAAUUUAUCAGGACAAAUUCCAGAAUUCUUAGCGAUAUUUCAUUCCUUAAAGCUUCUAAAUUUGUCACACAAUAAGUUUGAAGGCAUGCUUCCACGUGAAGGACUCUUUAAGAAUGCUACCGCUACUUCUAUUGUUGGGAACAAUGAGCUUUGUGGUGGCAUGCCAGAAUUUCACCUCCCCAACUGCAUUUCCAAAAGCUUCAAGAGCACAAGGAUCAAUAUAAUAAUAUUUUUCGCUUUUGUUAUUCCGGGAGUUCUUGGGAUGGCUCUAAAUGCAGCUCUUAUAUAUCUUUUUCGCGUGAAGAAGAAUGUAAAUGUACCAUUUCCAAGUUCCUAUGAUGAUUUAUAUCCGAAAUUAUCUUAUGAAACACUCUUAAAAGCAACGAGGGGUUUUUCUUCGACGAAUUUGAUCGGUUUUGGAAGCUAUGGUUCUGUUUACAAAGGGAUACUUCAGGAUAAUGGAACAUUUGUUGCCGUGAAGGUACUUCAUUUAGCCCGUCAAGGUGCUUUGAAUAGCUUGAUGGUCGAGUGUACAGCAUCAAAAACAUCAAACACCGAAAUAUUUUGA
This is a messenger RNA of Eucalyptus grandis, 1146 nucleotides long. RefSeq names its product probable LRR receptor-like serine/threonine-protein kinase At3g47570. The coding region runs from base 1 to 1146 and encodes 381 amino acids. The transcript has 3 exons. Gene Ontology annotation, biological process: protein phosphorylation. NCBI's taxonomy places the organism in Eukaryota, Viridiplantae, Streptophyta, Magnoliopsida, Myrtales, Myrtaceae. The record is from RefSeq and is a predicted model, not a curated record. Gene Ontology annotation, molecular function: receptor serine/threonine kinase binding; protein kinase activity; ATP binding.